UAAUAUCGUUUAGUUCACACUGCCUUUUUAAAAUGUUUAUUUAUUUAUUUAGCUUCUAUGGAUGAGUGUUCUACAGUUAUACUAUACCUGUUACGAAACAGUUCAAAGUUAAUUAUAAAUGGAAGUGUUCAUGUAUAUAAUCCGUUAAAACGUUCAUCCCAUGUUCGGAGUGUUUAUUAUGGCUGAAUUAUGGUUGAGAAAGUGUGCCACCUCGUGGUGAAAUAUUAUCGGUACAAACUUUGUAUUGACGCCCUCAGCUACAAAUCUGUAACAGUUUAAAAAAAUUGUGCUGACUGUGUCCUUCCCCCCUCCUUUCUCUUAAAGUCAACUUAAUUCUCUCAAAAGUCAGGUGGACAUGGCGUAGUGCCAUAGUGUUAGCAUGCCACAUAGAGAGAUAGCGAGAGAGACAGACAGACAGGCAGAGAGAGACAGAAAGGGGAGAGGAGCCAGUGGAAAUGUUAUCUUCAUCUUCAUGUCUCAGUCAAGCAUUUGUUGUAAUUUGUUGUUAAAUAUGAUCCCAGUUUUCCACUUUCUUUUCUAGAAUUCCUUGUGAGUGGAGUGUGGAGGACAUGUAUGCAACAGCAGCUGUUUGUAGUUAAUUGGUCAAUGGCCUGGUCCUUUAUGAACAUGUAUGUAGGGACAGGUUGAGUCUCCGCCCCCUGCACUGCUGAGAAGUCUUCAGACCUGUUGGGUCUUCGUUGGAUUGAGCUUUGUGAGCUCCUUGAGGUCUCAGGGGCUGGCUGUAGGGCUGGGUUACACCUCUUUCAUUCCCCCUUUCAGUCUCCUGAGUUUUUUUCUCUCCAUUCACACACACGUACACACAGUGUUCUGUUCCCCAAAACCCUUCUGUCCUGGGCUCAGAGGCCAGGAGAGGAGAGGCGAGGAGAGGAGAGGAGAGGAGCAGUUACCGGGAGUUUGUCCUUUGAGGAGAGAGGAGCCCUGAGCGACUCUUCGCCAUGGCGGGAUACUUCAUAUUCCUCAAAAGCUUGGUCCUUCUGCAGAUGCUGUGUCUAGCCCUGGCUCAAGUGACCGGUCCACCUGGUGGAACAGCGGGCCCACCCGGUCCCCCUGGCCCCGCUGGAACUCCUGGAGCCGACGGCAUUGAUGGGGAAACAGGACCUCCUGGACCCCCUGGGCCACCUGGGCAAAAAGGAGAACCGGGAGAACCAGGCCCAGAUGGACCACCAGGAGAAGAUGGGAUUGAUGGUCUGAUUGGGGCAAAGGGUGAACGAGGUCCUAUUGGUAGUCCUGGACCAAAGGGUCAGCCAGGACCCACAGGUCUACAGGGACCAACUGGACCUGGGCUUCCUGGACUUCCUGGGGCCCCUGGCCCAAUCGGACUUCCUGGUGAAAUUGGCGCAACUGGACCAAAGGGUGAGAUGGGUUCACCUGGACCUCCAGGAUUGCUGGGACCCCCAGGGAAACCUGGACCUCCUGGGAAGUUCUUGGGUGGAGAGGAAGGCAGUGCUGACUUCGAGUGCCCGACCAACUGCCCAGCAGGACCCAAAGGCCCACAGGGACUGCAGGGAGUGAAGGGACACAAAGGUCGCCCUGGUGUUUUGGGAGAUCCAGGAAGCAUUGGCAAACUGGGCACAAAGGGAGAUGUGGGAAUCUCUGGUGAACAAGGAAUACCUGGCCCUCCAGGACCACAAGGUCUGAGGGGAUAUCCAGGAAUGGUUGGACCCAAAGGGGAAACAGGCCCUCGGGGUUAUAAAGGCAUUAGUGGACCCAUUGGUAUUCCUGGAAUCCCAGGUGAGGAGGGACCCCAGGGACCGCCUGGAGAUGCUGGAGACAAAGGUGAUGUGGGUGCAACUGGCAUUAGAGGACCACAAGGAGCUGUUGGGAAGAAGGGAGAGAAUGGCCUUCCAGGAAUUGAUGGUAAAGAUGGUACUCCAGGCAUCCCAGGAAUAAAGGGUGCUCCAGGGCAGAGUGGUAGGCCUGGUCCUCCUGGCCACCAGGGGACAGCAGGACUUCCUGGCAGCCCUGGUGUCAAAGGUGGAGUUGGAGAUAAGGGAGAACCAGGGCCUAGGGGUUUGCCUGGAAUGCAGGGUGCUCCUGGACCUCAAGGUGAGCCUGGACCUCCAGGUGAAGCUGGAAUGCAGGGAGUUCCAGGGCCAAAGGGUGACAGAGGUGAAAGAGGACCUGUUGGACCCCAGGGGAUUGUGGGCAAAGCUGGAGGCAAAGGAGAGAGAGGACCUAUGGGUGUACCAGGGGCUCAAGGACUCCCUGGAACUAAAGGCGAUAAGGGAUUCCAAGGAAAAGUGGGGCCAAAGGGAGACUUUGGUGACCCAGGAGUAGAGGGACUGGCUGGUGAAAAAGGAGAAAAGGGAAUAUCUGGUGAGCCAGGUCCCAAAGGGCAGCAAGGUAUAAGGGGAGAUCCUGGACACAAUGGCCCCACUGGUGAUCCAGGUAAACCAGGAGACCAAGGCCCUCCAGGUCUACCAGGGCCUAGAGGACUCGGUGGAGAGAGAGGAGUACCUGGGAUGCCAGGAAUACAGGGAGCAGCUGGUCGUGAUGCUUCAGAUCAGCACAUUAUUGAGGUGGUCCUAAAAAUGCUGCAAGAGAGGUUAGCUGCAGUAGCAGUCAGUGCUAAGAGGGCAGUGUUGGGUGGAGCAGGAGUAAUGGGACCUCCUGGACCACCAGGACCACCAGGGGCUGCAGGAGCACAGGGACCUCAUGGACUCCCUGGCCCUAGAGGAAUCCCUGGAAUAAUUGGUGCUCCUGGUCAGAUUGGCAACACCGGACUCAAAGGAAAGAGGGGGCCAAAGGGAGAGAGAGGAGAUCCAGGUCGCCCACACCCUGGCCCGCCAGGACCUCCAGGACUUCCAGGUCCUCCUGGUAUCGAUGGCGUGGCUCGGGAUGGUAAGCCAGGUGAAAGGGGUCCUCAGGGUGUUGCGGGAGAGGCAGGUCGCCCUGGAAAAGCUGGAUCUCCUGGUCUGCCUGGAUUCUGUGAGGCAGCAGCCUGCUUAGCAGCCUCAGCCUAUACUUCACCCAGACUACAGGAGGCUGGCAGAGUCAAGGGCCCGUCCACUUAAAAUCAGCCCUUUUUUGGGGUAUCACAACAUCUGAGAGAGAGAGAGAGAGAGAGUGAGUGAGAGAGAGAGGGUAAGAGAGAAAGAAAGGAACAAAUCCUUUCCUUCAAUGGACACCAUUGUGAAGAGGGGAGGGCUGAGUCCAGAGUGACUGACGUUCCUAUUAACUGUCUGUUCUGUCUGAUGGAAUUUUCAUUGCAAUGGCAUUUCUCUUACAAUGGCAAGUACUUAGUCAAUCGGUUUCAGAUGAUAAAAUCCAUGGUGGGUAGUAGUCAAUGUCAGUCACUUUGGAACAUGCCAUCUCCACAGAACAGAGAGACAUAAAAACAUAUUCUGUGACAUCUUUGAUGAGAUAAUCUUCACUUGCCCAGGACUAUGAAGAACUGAAAGACUGAAGUCCAAACACAGGUGCUUUUCCAUUGUGGUCACUUUAAAUGUUGUUUUUUUGCAAUUCUUUUAAAAUCUGGAACAAAAAUUUCAAAUAUUUGUUUUUUUAAAGAGGACCCAUAUAUCUAUUUGCCCCAACACAAAUAUCUGCCCCUAACAGAUGUCCAUUAUGUACCAAUAAAAUACUGCAUCCCAAAGCCACAGUAGAAACUUUUGUAAGACUAAUUUACUUCACAUUUGCUUGAGUAAAACGCUUUCACAGCUCUUGUGUUUAUAGCACAUGUAUACAUUACUGCCCCCUUUGUACCUGACUUGUCUCAGAUUAAAAACCAUUGAAAACAUUGAUCUCUUCCUCUAAGUUGCUCAGCAUGUUCUGGUCAACAUUAUUAAUGAUUCCUUGCUGUAAAUCUUUGUAAAUGUGUGUUUAUUUUAUAUGAAAAGGGGGGCUUUUCAAGUGAAAAUACAGAAAGACACUAAACGUUAAUGAAUAUAAUCAGUGUUUCACAUCAAAUUCCAAAAGAACUCACAGUCACCUUCUCUGUGAAGCAACAAUAUUUGAUGAAUUUUGCCACAUAAAUAGAGAAAAUAACUGAUUAUCUUCAUUGACAAAAGACUAUUUAUUGUGCCUUAUUUGGUUCAUUUGUAAACAGUCUUAGUAUUUUUUUUUUCAUGGUUGUCAACCCAGGUCAACCCAAAUCAAUAAAGAGGAACGUUUUGUAAGACUGAAUGUUCUUCUGUAUGGUGUGAAGGUCUCGAAAAAAACUGCU
This is a messenger RNA of Chanos chanos (milkfish), 4186 nucleotides long. RefSeq names its product procollagen, type IX, alpha 2 (gene col9a2). The transcript is spliced from 32 exons. Bases 957 to 3035 code for a protein of 692 amino acids. Gene Ontology annotation, molecular function: extracellular matrix structural constituent conferring tensile strength. Lineage: Eukaryota; Metazoa; Chordata; Actinopteri; Gonorynchiformes; Chanidae. Gene Ontology annotation, biological process: extracellular matrix organization. The record is from RefSeq and is a predicted model, not a curated record.